UGCCCAGAGACUUAGCGACAGACAGACGCUGGGACCCACGACGACUGAAGGCGCCGAUGGCCGCGCCUGCUGAGCCCUGCGCGGGGCAGGGGGUCUGGAACCAGACAGAGUCUGAACCUGCUGCCACCAGCCUGCUGAGCCUGUGUUUCCUGAGAACAGCAGGGGUCUGGGUGCCCCCCAUGUACCUCUGGGUCCUUGGUCCCAUCUACCUCCUCUUCAUCCACCACCAUGGCCGGGGUUACCUCCGGAUGUCCCCACUCUUCAAAGCCAAGAUGGUGCUUGGGUUCGCCCUCAUAGUCCUGUGUACCUCCAGCGUGGCUGUCGCUCUUUGGAAAAUCCAACAAGGAACGUCUGAGGCCCCGGAAUUCCUCAUUCACCCUACCGUGUGGCUCACCACGAUGAGCUUCGCCGUGUUCCUGAUUCACACCGAGAGGAAAAAGGGAGUCCAGUCAUCUGGAGUGCUGUUUGGGUACUGGCUUCUCUGCUUUGUCUUCCCAGCUACCAGCGCUGCCCAGCAGGCCUCCGGAGCGGGCUUCCAGAGUGACCCUGUCCGCCACCUGUCCACCUACCUAUGCCUGUCUCUGGUGGUGGCACAGUUUGUGCUUUCCUGCUUGGCGGAUCAACCCCCCUUCUUCCCUGAAGACCCCCAGCAACACCUGUCCUGUCCAGAGGCUGGGGCAUCCUUCCCCUCCAAAGCCAUGUUCUGGUGGGUUUCUGGGCUGGUCUGGAGGGGCUACAGGAGGCCACUGAGACCAAAAGACCUCUGGUCGCUUGGGAAGGAAAACUCCUCAGAAGAACUUGUUUCCCGGCUUGAAAAGGCGUGGAUGAGGAACCGCAGCGCAGCCGGGAGGCACACCAAGGCAACAACAUUUAAAAGGAAAGGCAGCAGUGACAUGGAGGCUCCAGAUACUGAGCCGUUCCUACGGCAAGAAGGGAGCCAGUGGGGCCCACUGCUGAAGGCCAUCUGGCAGGUGUUCCAUUCUACCUUCCUCCUGGGGACCCUCAGCCUCGUCAUCAGUGAUGUCUUCAGGUUCACUGUCCCCAAGCUGCUCAGCCUUUUCCUGGAGUUCAUUGGUGAUCCCAAGCCUCCAGCCUGGAAGGGCUACCUCCUCGCCGUGCUGAUGUUCCUCUCGGCCUGCCUGCAAACGCUGUUUGAGCAGCAGAACAUGUACAGGCUCAAGGUGCUGCAGAUGAGGCUGCGGUCGGCCAUCACUGGCCUGGUGUACAGAAAGGUCCUGGCUCUGUCCAGUGGCUCCAGAAAGGCCAGUGCGGUGGGUGAUGUGGUCAACCUGGUGUCCGUGGAUGUGCAGCGGCUGACUGAGAGCAUCCUCUACCUCAACGGGCUGUGGCUGCCUCUUGUCUGGAUCGUGGUCUGCUUCGUCUAUCUCUGGCAGCUCCUGGGCCCCUCUGCCCUCACUGCCAUCGCCGUCUUCCUGAGCCUCCUCCCUCUGAAUUUCUUCAUCACCAAGAAGAGGAACCACCAUCAGGAAGAGCAAAUGAGGCAGAAGGACUUGCGGGCACGGCUCACCAGCUCCAUCCUCAGGAACUCGAAGACCAUCAAGUUCCAUGGCUGGGAGGGAGCCUUUCUGGACAGAGUCCUGGGCAUCCGAGGCCAGGAGCUGGGCGCCUUGCGGACCUCCGGCCUCCUCUUCUCUGUGUCGCUGGUGUCCUUCCAAGUGUCUACAUUUCUGGUCGCACUGGUGGUGUUUGCUGUCCACACUCUGGUGGCCGAGAAUGCUAUGGAUGCAGAGAAAGCCUUUGUGACUCUCACGGUUCUCAACAUCCUCAACAAGGCCCAGGCGUUCCUGCCCUUCUCCAUCCACUCCCUCGUCCAGGCCCGGGUGUCCUUUGACCGCCUGGUCACCUUCCUCUGCCUGGAAGAAGUUGACCCUGGUGCCGUGGACUCAAGUUCCUCUGGAAGCUCUGCCGGGAAGGAUUGCAUCACCAUACGCAAUGCCACCUUCACCUGGUCCCAGGAGAGCCCUCCCUGCCUCCACAGAAUAAACCUCACCGUGCCCCAGGGCUGUCUGUUGGCUAUUGUCGGUCCAGUGGGGGCAGGGAAGUCCUCCCUGCUGUCCGCCCUCCUUGGGGAGCUGUCAAAGGUAGACGGAUUCAUGAGCAUCAAGGGUGCUGUGGCCUACGUGCCCCAGGAGGCCUGGGUGCAGAACACCUCCGUGGUUGAGAACGUGUGCUUCGGGCAGGAGCUGGAGCCAGCCUGGCUGGAGAGAGUCCUAGAGGCCUGCGCCCUGCGGCCGGAUGUGGACAGCUUCCCUGAGGGCGUGCACACUUCAAUUGGGGAGCAGGGCAUGAAUCUCUCUGGAGGCCAGAAGCAGCGGCUGAGCCUGGCCCGGGCUGUGUACAGGAAGGCAGCUGUGUACCUGCUGGAUGACCCCCUGGCAGCCCUGGAUGCCCACGUUGGCCAGCAUGUCUUCAACCAGGUCAUCGGACCUGGUGGGCUACUCCAGGGAACAACACGGAUUCUCGUGACCCACGCACUCCACAUCCUGCCCCAGGCUGAUUGGAUCGUGGUGCUGGCAGAUGGGGCCAUCGCAGAGAUGGGUUCCUACCAGGAGCUUCUGCAGAGGAAGGGGGCCCUCAUGGGUCUUCUGGAUCAAGCCAGACAGCCAGGAGAUACAGGAGAAGGAGAAACAGAACCUGGGACCAGCACCAAGGACCCCAGAGGCUCCUCUGCAGGCAGGAGGCCCGAGCUUAGACCCGAGAGGUCCAUCAAGUCAGUCCCUGAGAAAGACCAGACCACUUCAGAAGCCCAGAUGGAGGUUCCUCUAGAUGACCCUGACAGGGCAGGAUGGCCAACAGGAAAGAACAGCAUGCAAUAUGGCAGGGUGAAGGCCACAGUGCACCUGGCCUACCUGCGUGCGGUGGGCACCCCCCUCUGCCUCUAUGCACUCUUCCUCUUCCUCUGCCAGCAAGUGGCGUCCUUCUGCCGGGGUUACUGGCUGAGCCUGUGGGCGGACGACCCCAAAGUGGGUGGGCAGCAGACGCAGGCAGCCCUGCGUGGUGGGAUCUUCGGGCUCCUCGGCUGUCUCCAAGCCAUUGGGCUGUUUGCGUCCAUGGCUGCGGUGCUCCUAGGUGGGGUCCGGGCAUCCAGGUUGCUCUUCCAGAGGCUCCUGUGGGAUGUGGUGCGAUCGCCCAUCAGCUUCUUUGAGCGGACACCCAUCGGCAACCUGCUGAACCGCUUCUCCAAGGAGACAGACACGGUUGAUGUGGACAUUCCAGACAAACUCCGGUCCCUGCUGAUGUAUGCCUUCGGACUCCUGGAGGUCAGCCUGGUGGUGGCAGUGACUACUCCACUGGCCAUUGUGGCCAUCCUGCCACUGUUUCUCCUCUACGCUGGGUUUCAGAGCCUGUAUGUGGUUAGCUCAUGCCAGCUGAGACGCUUGGAGUCAGCCAGCUACUCAUCUGUCUGCUCCCACAUGGCUGAGACGUUCCAGGGCAGCACAGUGGUCCGGGCAUUCCGAACCCAGGCCCCGUUUGUGGCUCAGAACAAUGCUCGCGUAGAUGAAAGCCAGAGGAUCAGUUUCCCGCGACUGGUGGCUGACAGGUGGCUUGCGGCCAAUGUGGAGCUCCUGGGGAAUGGCCUGGUGUUUGCGGCUGCCACGUGUGCUGUGCUGAGCAAAGCCCACCUCAGCGCCGGCCUCGUGGGCUUCUCUGUCUCUGCUGCCCUCCAGGUGACCCAGACGCUGCAGUGGGUUGUUCGCAACUGGACAGACCUAGAGAACAGCAUCGUGUCAGUGGAGCGGAUGCAGGACUAUGCCUGGACGCCCAAGGAGGCUCCCUGGAGGCUGCCCACAUGUGCAGCUCAGCCCCCCUGGCCUCAUGGCGGGCAGAUUGAGUUCCGGGACUUUGGGCUAAGAUACCGACCUGAGCUCCCGCUGGCUGUGCAGGGCGUGUCCUUCAAGAUCCACGCAGGAGAGAAGGUGAGUGGUUCUCUCACAAUGUCCUCUUCACGGACUUCAGGCCAAAGGACUCCAGGGGACCUGCCUACAGUCAGCCUGCUCAAAGACGGCAGGAAGGGGCCGCAGACCCCAUGUGUGGGGAAGCCUGAACACAGGACCUCGCUCCUGCACUGUUUCAGGGACCUGUUUCUGGGCACACCUACACAUGCCCACGAACACACAUCCCACCUAACUGUCCCAAUCGUUCCCAGCGUGGGCCAGAAACAGCUUCUGUGUCUGGCACGUGCCCUUCUCCGGAAGACCCAGAUCCUCAUCCUGGACGAGGCUACGGCCGCCGUGGACCCGGGCACGGAGCUGCAGAUGCAGGCCACGCUCGGGAGCUGGUUUGCACAGUGCACUGUGCUGCUCAUCGCGCACCGCCUGCGCUCCGUGAUGGACUGUGCCCGGGUUCUGGUCAUGGACAAGGGGCAGGUGGCAGAGAGCGGCAGUCCGGCCCAGCUGCUGGCCCAGAAGGGCCUGUUUUACAGGCUGGCCCAGGAGUCAGGCCUGGUCUGACCCAAGACCCUCACCUGUACCCCCGUCGGGCCAACCCGCAGAGCCUGCAGUGCUGGAGAUGGAAGUGACCCGGUGUCAUUGAUAACUCCACGCGACGUUCAGUCUAGACCCGUGUUUGCUCUCUGGUCUGGGAGGAAAAUGGCAGAGAAAGUGGCGGAUUAUCACGGAGCAUCAGAGCCGGAAGGACCCAGCAAUACACAGGUCUGCCCGGGCAGGGCCCAUCUCGCCCUGUCCACCCUGCAGCCCACGUCAACAGUGACUCUCAGCCCCACUGUACCCUGGACUCACGUCGGGGACUCAAGCACAUGCCCAGGCUCCCCGCUAGACCCUUAAAUCAGAAUCCCUGGGACGGGGGACUGCCAUGCUGUGUGUACUUUUUGGAAAUUAACACUUUUAUUUUGGGAUAAUCCCAGACUCACAUGCAGUUAAAGAAACAAUAAUAUAGAUUUGUGUACUUGCUACCCCGUUUCUCCCAAUGGUAACAUCUUACAAAACUCUAGUAUAGAGCAUCACGGCCAGGGCAUUGACACUGACACAACAAUCUUGCUCGAUUUCCCGUUUUACUUGUA
This is a messenger RNA of Cercocebus atys (sooty mangabey), 5041 nucleotides long. It is a transcript of the gene ABCC6, whose product is annotated as ATP-binding cassette, sub-family C (CFTR/MRP), member 6. Gene Ontology annotation, molecular function: ABC-type transporter activity; ATP hydrolysis activity; ATP binding. The record is from RefSeq and is a predicted model, not a curated record. The transcript is spliced from 29 exons. Gene Ontology annotation, biological process: transmembrane transport. NCBI's taxonomy places the organism in Eukaryota, Metazoa, Chordata, Mammalia, Primates, Cercopithecidae. Gene Ontology annotation, cellular component: membrane. The coding region runs from base 57 to 4472 and encodes 1471 amino acids.